UUCAGCGGCGUUCACUGACAGGUCCGAUAACCUACUCCGCCACUUAAAUAGCAACAAGCCCGCUUUAUCGUCACUUUAACGAUGUCGUCCUUAGAAUUUAAUUCAGAGUACUCCUCUGCUCCAUAACAGGUAUCUCCUCAUCACAAAUGCAGAAUGCGGUGCGUUCCUGGUUCCAUGCUCAACCUGCUUCGCAGUGGGCGAAUACGCUUCUGCAGCAGGCGAGGGAAGAGCAGACUCCCCCCGUGGCUCAGGAAAAUAUGGGCCUACAUGAAGCUGCUGGUGCAGUCGCUUUAUUUCAACACCCUCACAGACUCUGAUGUAGUGUUUGACUCCAUCUUUGAACCAGUGUUUUGGACUGUGGAUUAUGUCACACGCUGGUUUGGCAUGGUGUUUGUUUGUCUGGUGGUGAUACUGACCAGCUCCAUUUUGGUGAUAGCCUACAUAGUGCUUCUUCCUCUAGUCUUAAACACUUACUCCCCUGCAUGGAUUGCUUGGCACAUUUGUUAUGGACACUGGAAUCUCAUCAUGAUCGCUUUUCACUACUACAAAGCUGCUAAGACCUCCCCAGGGUACCCCCCCACAGAAAAAAAUGACAGGCCUUUUGUGUCUGUCUGUAAAAAGUGCAUCAUGCCUAAACCAGCAAGAACACACCACUGUGGUAUCUGUAACAGGUGCAUUCUGAAAAUGGACCAUCAUUGCCCUUGGUUAAAUAAUUGCGUGGGACAUUUUAACCAUCGCUACUUCUUCUCUUUCUGCCUCUUCAUGACCCUGGGCUGUGUCUACUGUAGCAUCAGCGGCAGAAACCUGUUCCUCGAUGCGUACAACACUCUUGAGCGGUUUAAGCAUUUGGAUUUGGAAAAGCCAGGUAUUCCUGUAACAGGGAUGGGACUUCUUAUAGGGCUUCUCCCAUCUGGCCAGACCAACUUCCACACGCCUGCACCUUCAUACACCUUUAAGGAAAGGAUGAUUCAUAAGAGCAUCAUCUACAUGUGGGUUCUCACCAGCACGGUGGGCGUGGCUCUCGGCGCUCUAACUGUUUGGCACGCAGUUCUCAUAUCCAGAGGGGAGACAAGCAUUGAUAGACACAUUAACAAGAAGGAAAGACAGAGACUGGCAGCAUGGGGAAAGGUUUACAGAAACCCUUUUGACUAUGGCAAGCUGAACAACUGGAAAGUAUUCUUAGGAGUGGAGAAAAGAAGCCACUGGGUAACACGCGUCCUGCUCCCCUCCGGCCACACGCCAUAUGGUGACGGCUUGACCUGGGACAUCUUCCCAGUUAGAAAGGAUUUGAUACCAGUAUGACAGACUGCUUCAGCAAACCUGUAGCCUGAAAUCAGUGCUAUAUCAACCCAUUUUUAUCCAGCUGGCUCACAUGAUGGCUCCACCUGGCACUAUUGACCUCUAUUACCUCAAUAAGACAGGGACUGCAUAUGAAUUAUGCAACAUAAAUUUGUAUUGAAAGCUGAUGCUACUUGAGUCAGAGCUACAAUAAUGCUGACUGAAUUAUUUGUUGAAAUAUAUUUAAGGUAAAAUAUUUCAUCUAUUUUUUUCCCUAUUUGUUUAGUGUUUUAAAAAUGUCAUAGAGAUGCCCUACAGUGGGUCGGUUUUGUUUUUCUAUUCCUGUAUUUUCCAUGUUAAGUUAUCAAAAGCCACUCAAAUGGUAACGCAUGCUUAAAGCAUUCAAUUCCAUCCAAACACUACCCUGAUGAUGAUCUCUGCUCUUUGCAUAUGUUAAUAAAUUUUUAUUACUUUUUUAGAAA
Messenger RNA from Poeciliopsis prolifica (blackstripe livebearer), 1760 nucleotides. It is a transcript of the gene zdhhc16a, whose product is annotated as zinc finger DHHC-type palmitoyltransferase 16a. Gene Ontology annotation, molecular function: palmitoyltransferase activity. Lineage: Eukaryota; Metazoa; Chordata; Actinopteri; Cyprinodontiformes; Poeciliidae. Gene Ontology annotation, biological process: protein palmitoylation. The record is from RefSeq and is a predicted model, not a curated record. The coding region runs from base 154 to 1302 and encodes 382 amino acids. Gene Ontology annotation, cellular component: Golgi apparatus. The transcript is spliced from 11 exons.